Molecule: messenger RNA, 1891 nt
Organism: Canis lupus familiaris (dog)
Lineage: Eukaryota; Metazoa; Chordata; Mammalia; Carnivora; Canidae
Product: D-3-phosphoglycerate dehydrogenase
Exons: 11
Coding region: 129-1745 (538 amino acids)
Biological process (GO): L-serine biosynthetic process
Molecular function (GO): NAD binding; phosphoglycerate dehydrogenase activity
Source: RefSeq, a predicted model, not a curated record
AGGGCCAGAGCGCAUGUCCGUUGCUCUCUCUAUCACUUCUCACUUCCUCCUCACACACUCAAGGCAGCCAAACCUCAGAAUCCUAGCUCAUGGGGGAUGCAGCUUGGAUUUGACCCCAGGCCUGCCUGAUGGCAGACCCUUUCGGAUGCAUAUGCUGUCUGCUUCUUUUCUCUGCGCACAUACAUCCGAAGUCGGCCGGCAUGCAGGGACUCCCACUCUGGCAGAAUGGGUGCAAGGCGGUCUUGAAGACCGGCUGUGGACAAGAGUGUCUUCUGCCCCAGGACUGUGAAGGCCUCAUCGUCCGCUCGGCCACCAAGGUGACUGCUGACGUCAUCAACGCAGCAGAGAAGCUCCAGGUGGUGGGCAGGGCUGGCACAGGCGUGGACAAUGUGGACCUGGAGGCUGCAACCAGGAAGGGCAUUCUGGUCAUGAACACCCCCAAUGGGAACAGCCUGAGUGCUGCAGAGCUCACCUGUGGGAUGAUCAUGUGCCUGGCCAGGCACAUCCCCCAGGCGACAGCUUCCAUGAAGGACGGCAAGUGGGAAAGGAAGAAGUUCAUGGGAACAGAGCUAAAUGGGAAGAUCCUGGGAAUUCUUGGCCUGGGCAGAAUUGGGAGAGAGGUGGCCACUCGAAUGCAGUCCUUUGGGAUGAAGACCGUAGGGUACGACCCCAUCAUUGCGCCAGAGGUCUCGGCCUCCUUUGGUGUCCAGCAGCUGCCCCUGGAGGAGAUCUGGCCUCUCUGUGACUUUAUCACUGUGCACACACCUCUGCUGCCCUCCACCACAGGCCUGCUGAACGACAGCACCUUUGCCCAGUGCAAGAAGGGGGUGCGCGUGGUGAACUGCGCUCGGGGAGGGAUCGUGGACGAGGGGGCCCUGCUCCGGGCCCUGCGCUCUGGCCAGUGUGCUGGUGCCGCGCUGGACGUGUUUACAGAGGAGCCGCCACGGGACCGAGCCUUGGUGGAGCAUGAGCGCGUCAUCAGCUGCCCCCACCUGGGCGCCAGCACCAAGGAGGCCCAGAGCCGCUGCGGGGAAGAGAUCGCCAUCCAGUUUGUGGACAUGGUGAAGGGGAAAUCUCUGGCAGGCGUCGUGAAUGCCCAGGCCCUUACCAGUGCCUUCUCUCCACACACCAAGCCUUGGAUUGGUCUCGCAGAAGCUCUGGGGACGCUGAUGCAAGCCUGGGCUGGAUCCCCCAAAGGGACCAUCCAGGUGGUAACACAGGGGACGCCCCUGAAGAACGCCGGCAACUGCCUAAGCCCUGCAGUCAUUGUCGGCCUCCUAAAGGACACUGCCAGUCAGGCGGAUGUGAACUUGGUGAACGCCAAGCUGCUGGUGCAAGAGGCCGGGCUCAGUGUAACCACCUCCCACAACCCCGCUGUGCCCGGGGAGCAGGGCUGUGGGGAAUGCCUGCUGACCGUGGCCCUGGCAGGUGCCCCCUACCAGGCGGCGGGCUGGGUGCAGGGCUCGACACCUGUGCUGCACGCGCUCAACGGAGCUGUCUUCAGACCGGAAGUGCCUCUGCGCAGGGGCCUGCCCCUGCUCCUGUCCCGGGCUCAGCCGUCUCCUCCUGAGAUGCUGCCCACCAUGAUUGGCCUCCUGGCAGAGGCAGGCGUGCAGCUGCUGUCCUACCAGACCUCGGUGGUGUCAGAUGGGGAGACCUGGCACGUCAUGGGCAUCUCCUCCCUGCUGCCCAGCCUGGAAGCGUGGAAGCAACAUGUGACCGAGGCUUUCCAGUUCCUCUUCUAAGCUCUGGGGGGCCUUUCGGAAGAAACCUGGCCACUGGGAUCCAGAGAGAGGAGGUCCACAUUCCUCAGCUGACACUGCUUACUCUGCAGACCCUGGCUGACCCCUACAGAGAAGUGAUAAGCGGCCAAUAAAGAGCCUACGCCCAA